Messenger RNA from Adineta steineri, 2016 nucleotides. The record is from the annotation of a GenBank genome assembly. Lineage: Eukaryota; Metazoa; Rotifera; Eurotatoria; Adinetida; Adinetidae.
AUGGAUAAGUCAAAGGAGAGUAUUGAACGUCUUUGCCAUCAAUUUUUACCAGAUAUCGUUGAUCUACUUCGUUUUCUACGAACUUAUAAUAUGAAAGAAACUGAAACAUGUUUUCGUCGUGAAUGUCAUUCACAUGUUAAUACUCUUAAUAAAACUUCUGUAACAAAUGAAGAUCAAUCUAUUCCUAAUUCAAUUAAUGUUAAUGAUUAUUUUGUUGUAUAUUCCUAUUUAUCAAAUUUUAUUUUCAAUUCUCCUUAUCAAAUCGAACUUAUGCAAUUUCUUUUUCCACUUUUUGUACAUCUCUAUUUGGAUUUACUUGAACAUAAUUAUAUAAAUGAAUGUCAACAAUUUUAUAAACAAUUUGUACAUUCAACAUUUUAUUCAUUACAUUCUGAAUUUUUUAAUCAAUUAAAACUUAUUUCAAAAUCAUCUAAACAUCUUCAUCAAUGUACAUUGACGAAUGCAUUUCGUACAAGUCGAUUUUUCUUACGUUUAUCAAUGACUAGUUGUAAAGAAUUACAAAAUUUUAUUGAUUAUACAAAAAAUUUAACAAAAAUAAAUUCACAAUUUUAUUUAACAGCAUCACAAAUUUCAUUACUCUUAUCAAUAUUUCAACAAUAUAUUAAAGUUGAUAUUAAUCAACAAGUAUUUACAUCAUCGAAUAUUGUACGUUAUCAAACUAGUGAACAACCAAUGACACCAAUAUUUGUUCAUACAAAUCUUGCUAAUAAAAUACAAUUCACGCGUUUAUAUACUGGACUUUUUCCAUUACAAUCAUUACCAAAUGAUUCUAAUAGAUCAUCAGCUCAAUAUUCUCAAUUAAAUCGAGGAGACUUAUCAUCAUCAUAUCCACAAAUAAAUUAUAAUCGUCUUCCUAAUACGAAUGAUUUAAAUAAUAUACCUCGUCUUGGUCCACAUCAAUUACCAUCAAUAUGUUUAUUUACAUUAAAAAAUUCUAAACAAAUAAUCAACUGUAUUAAUCUAUCAAAUGAUUGUCGUUUGUUAGCUGUUGGUUUUCAAUCAUCAGAAAUUUUAAUUUGUUCAUUAAAUCCAAAUAAUAAACUAUAUUCAAUGAAAUCAACAAAAGAACUUCGCCAUUUACUUAAUAAAUCAACACGAAAUUAUAAUCUAGAUACAUCAUCAUUUAUAGAAACAUCAAAUGAACGAGUACUUAUUGGACAUACAUCAGCAAUAUUUACAUUAGCAUUCGAACCAACAAAACAAACUUAUCUAUUAUCUGGUUCACAAGAUUGUACUAUACGUUUAUGGCAUUUAACUAUAUGGUCUUGUCUUAUUGUUUAUAAAAUGCAUUUUCAACCUAUACUCGAUAGUAAAUUCAAUUUUGAAUUCAGUCUUCUUUUUUUUACUUCUCUUCGUUUGAUUUCAGUUGCAUUCGCUCCUGUUGGUCAUAUCUUUGCUUCAUGUAGUAUCGAUGGUCUAAUCUGUCUAUGGACAAUUGAUAAAAUCAAUCCAUUUCGAAUCUAUCCUGAAUAUGAAUAUAGUGGUCCAAUAAAUCUAGUUGUAUUUCAUCCUAAUUCAAAUUAUCUUGCUUCAGCACAUAAUGAUCAUACAAUACAUUUAUGGAAUAUUCAAAAUGAAAAUGCUUUAGUAAGAAUUUUUAAUGGUCAUCGUCAUCAAAUAAGUUCACUUUGUUUUUCGCCUAAUGGACAUUUUCUGGUAUCAGGUUGUUGGAAUGGUGAAAUUAUUCUAUGGGAUAUACAAAAUAAUCUCCAAAUAGCACAUUUGUUUCUACAUAAACAAGCUAUUUCUUCUAUUGAAUUUAGUCCAUUAACAGGAACAUUAUUAUUAAUAUCAAGUAUUGAUUCAACAAUUUCUCUAUGGAAUUGUUUUAUGAUAACAAAAAUUUAUGAUGAAAAAUUAACUGAUUCAAUGAAUAAGAAUUUAUCAUCACAUAAAAUACUUUUAAAUGUAUUCAAAACAAAAAAUAUACCAAUAUUUCAUAUAAAAUUUUCAAAAGAAAAUAUUCUUUAUGCUAUUGGUUUAACUAAUGAAUGA